Molecule: messenger RNA, 657 nt
Organism: Rangifer tarandus platyrhynchus (Svalbard reindeer)
Lineage: Eukaryota; Metazoa; Chordata; Mammalia; Artiodactyla; Cervidae
Source: the annotation of a GenBank genome assembly
AUGUCGCAGACGGCCAUGUCCGAGACCUACGAUUUUUUGUUUAAAUUCUUGGUUAUUGGAAAUGCCGGAACUGGCAAGUCUUGCUUGCUUCAUCAGUUUAUUGAAAAAAAAUUCAAAGAUGACUCAAAUCAUACAAUAGGAGUGGAAUUUGGUUCCAAGAUAAUAAAUGUUGGUGGUAAAUAUGUAAAGUUACAGAUAUGGGACACAGCAGGCCAAGAACGAUUCAGGUCUGUGACGAGAAGCUACUACAGAGGUGCAGCGGGAGCACUGCUUGUCUACGACAUCACCAGCCGAGAAACCUACAAUGCGCUUACUAAUUGGUUAACAGAUGCCCGAAUGCUCGCGAGCCAGAACAUUGUCAUCAUCCUCUGUGGGAACAAGAAGGACUUGGACACUGAUCGGGAAGUCACUUUCCUGGAGGCCUCCCGAUUUGCUCAGGAAAAUGAGCUGAUGUUUCUGGAGACAAGUGCACUAACAGGGGAGAACGUGGAAGAGGCCUUUGUACAGUGUGCAAGGAAAAUACUCAACAAAAUUGAGUCAGGUGAGCUGGACCCAGAAAGAAUGGGCUCGGGUAUCCAGUACGGAGAUGCGGCCUUGAGACAGCUGCGGUCCCCACGCCGUGCACAGGCCCCGAGUGCACAGGAGUGUGGCUGCUGA